GUGGUCAGAGGCGGGCCGGGGGCGGAACUUUUCUCUCACGGCUCCCGCGGACCCCGCCCGGUCCCAUUAGACAGCAGCACCAUUAACGGCAUGGCAGCGACAGGAGUUGUCCCGCGGGCCGUCAGGCGGGUUUUGAAAGGAAGGGCCUGCGCCACUGCGAUUUCACUCCUUGGGCCUCAGAGAUUUCAAAGCACCUCAUUCAAGGCCUCUGAUCUCCAGGUCGAGUUGAGCAGCCAUCGAAAGCCCAAGCCAGACCCUGAGAAGUUGGUCUUUGGCAAACAUUUCACUGAUCACAUGCUCACAGUGGAAUGGGCACAGGACAAUGGCUGGAGCAAGCCUCAUAUCAAGCCCUUCCAAAACAUCUCUCUGCAUCCAGCCACUUCAGCCCUGCACUACUCAGUACAGCUUUUCGAGGGGAUGAAGGCUUUCCGAGGCCCAGACAAGCACAUCCGUCUUUUCCGUCCCACAAUGAACAUGGACCGCAUGUUCUAUUCCGCUCUCCGUUCUUGCCUGCCUCCCUUUGAUAAGGACGAGUUACUCGAAUGCAUCCGGCAGCUCAUCCGCGUGGAGCAAGACUGGGUCCCCCACUCAGACUCCGCCAGCCUCUACAUCCGCCCCACCUUCAUCGGCACCGAGCCUUCCUUGGGGGUGGCCAGGUCAACCCGUGCCUUGUUGUUUGUGAUCCUGGGGCCUGUGGGCCCGUAUUUUGCCACCGGCAGCUUCAACCCUGUCUCUCUCCUGGCAGAUCCCCACUUUGUCCGGGCCUGGAUGGGUGGGGUUGGGGACUGCAAGUUGGGCGGCAACUACGGUCCCACCAUCUACGUGCAGAUUGAGGCCGCCAAAGAGGGUUGCCAGCAAGUCCUGUGGCUUUAUGGAAAUGACCACCAGCUGACAGAAGUGGGGACUAUGAACAUCUUCAUGUUCUGGAAGGACCAGCAGGGAGAACUGGAGCUGGUCACCCCUCCGCUGAACGGGAUCAUCUUGCCCGGCGUGACCCGGCAGAGCCUUCUAGAUCUUGCACGCGAGUGGGGGGAAUUCAAGGUCUCAGAGAAGAUAAUCACCAUGGCUGACUUCAUCAAAGGCCUGGAGGAGAAGAGGGUGAAGGAGGUUUUUGGCUCAGGCACAGCAUGUGUUGUUUGUCCCGUGAACAAGAUCUUAUACCAGGGCAAACCUUAUCAUAUCCCCACGAUGGAAAACGGACCAGAGAUUGCAAAACGGUUUCUGAAGGAGCUGACAGAUAUUCAGUACGGCCGUGUUCCCAGCGACUGGGCUGAGCCCAUCUGACGCAGGCUGAGCAGCCCCCACCAGACGCCUCUUCCUCCCCCACUCCAGCCUGUCUGUCACCCGGGUUUUAUUUAUAAUAAUACUGUCUGCUAUCUCUGCCUCAUCUGCCUUGCAUCUCCUCAGAGUCUGGACCGGUUGGCUGCUUUUUUAAAGAACCGUUUUCUGUCAUGUUACACACGGAGGCCAGUUGUGGUUCUGAAACACUCCGCCUUGGGGAGCUCCAAAGUUUUGAAGGACUUUGAGGUCAGCCUUUAUGCCAGGGAAUGGAAGAUCUGGACUGAGACACUCUCUCCUUUUUGUUCUUCCUUUGGGUUCCAAAUUCAGCCGUUUCCUUCUUUAAAAGUGCAAUAUGGAGAGAGAGCGAGACUUGUUCAUGUGUGUGUGCGUGUGUGCAUUUUAAAGUGUCUGAAAGUCACAAACAUCCCCAUGCCUAGGUUAGCGCAGAAGCAUGUUUAGAUAUUUUCAAUCUAAACAAAAUUUGUUCUUUAAAAUUUCCGUUUGGGUGCCAGAACGCUUGGUGCUAAAAUUUGAACUUCUCUACCUGUUUCCUUAUGCCCGGGGUGCUGAAUUUUGCCACACAGAAUUCAAGGCGGGUUUGCCAAAUUUCUAAUACUGGAUUGUUGGUUUCCAGAAGUCUAAACUUACUGUUUAAAAUUUCAGUUUCAGAACUGUAUCAAUGCUGGCUUAGUUAAUGAAGUGCUGUGUAUGUUACAGGUUCAGAAUGAGUUUGGAGUCCUUUUUGGGGUGGGGGGAAUUUGCCAGCAAUUUUUUUUUACUCCAGAAACUAUUUAAAACCAUUUCUUGCCACCCAUUUCUGAUCUCCCUGCUUGCCUCUGCAAGCAACGCAUUAUGGGAGACUUCUGAGAUGAUGGUCCAGCAAAUCCUUGGAGUAGUGCUUCAAAAGGUUGAUGCGGCUUAUUGGAGAAAGGUGCUACUCUUCCACCAUAGCUGCAGUUCACAUUUCCUGUAACACAGUGUGUUCUGAAGCAAUGCACUAUGGGAGUUUUUGAUACUGUGGAUUCUUUGUAUAGUACAUAUGAAGUUGCCUUAUAUUGAGUCACAUGGUUGGUUCAUCUAGCUCAGUAUUGUCUACUCUGGCUGGUGGUGGUUCUCUGCAGUCUCAGGGAGACAACUUUCUCCCCCCGCCGCCAUCUGUAGCCACAGAUUUUUUAACUAGAGAUGCCAGGGAUUGAAGAGUAGCAACUUUCUCCAAUAACUUUCUCCAUUCUUUACACCACUCUAUAAGAACAUAAGAUGCUCAAUAAGAACAUAAGAAAAGCCCUGCCAGUCCGAGCAUCCUGUUUCACACAGUGGCCAGCCAGUUCCUCUGGAUGGAUAACAGCAGGGCAUAAAGGCCAAGAUUUUCCCCUGGUGCUGCCUUCUGGCUCUGGGAUUCAGAGGCACUAAGCCGGUUCUCUUCAGUCAUCAUGCCUAGUAGCCGUUGAUAGACUUCUCCUCCAUGAAUCUAAUCCCCUUUUAAAGUUGUUUAUUCCUGCGGCCAUCGCUGCAUCUCUGGCAGCAAACCCCACAUUUUAAUCCUUCUCUGUGGAAAGAAGACUUUCCCAUCAGCGUCACUGGGUGACUGAGCCUCAGAAAUUCCUACCCUGAGCAAGAUCCUUGUUGGCUUUCAUAGGCCAGUGAGGGUGCAAGAAAUACAAACUGCUCUUCAUGGGAGGUGCUGGAAUAAACUAGGUUAAAUAUACAUUGUUUUUAUCAGGCCAGGAUUUUAUUUUAAAAACCCUUUGAGUUGGAUCCAGACAGUUUUCUGUCAGGUCAUAAAGGAAAAGGAUGGGGUCCCCUUGGACCACCCAAAAAAGGUUGUGUGAGGGAUCAUGGGACCUGCUUGGGUGGAAGUUAUGCAGGAUGGGGGCUUUAAUAAGGAGGGGAAUUGGGAUGAGAGAGUGAAGAAGCUGGCUGGAUCCAACUGUUUGCAUUGGUGGAGGAUGAGAACGGUGGGCUCCCGUCGACGUCAAAAUUGUACACCCUGAUCCAUCUCCAAUUGUGUGCUAUUUAAAAAAUCAGCAUUUCCACAAACUAGUUGCCAAUGUGGAUUGAUUUUCCCAUUGAAUCAGUGAUGCAGAGUGUGUGGGUGGGGGGAGGCAGCGCCUGUCCUUGGGUGCACCUCUUUCUCACUGGCACUUAAGCAAAUUCAUUCUUUACACCAUGCAUAAGUAACAUGUGGAACUCACCACCAUGGGAUGUAGCAAUGGCUGCUAGUUCAGGCAGUUCCAAAACGGGGCUUAGUCAAAUCCCUGGAGGGUAGUUGUGUCCAUGUUUGUUAGCCAUACUGGUUGAAUGGAGUCUCCCUGCUUAAUGGGACAGAAAUUGCUGGGAGCCAGAGGGUGUAAUAGCCUGAGAAAGUCUUUGGCCUCCGGGUCCCUUCUGGGGCAUGUGGUUGUCCAUGUGGGAAACAGGAUGCUGGGCUCAAUGAACCACUGAUCCAAUCACACAGGCUUGUUCUUACCUGCACAUGCAUCUGAUUUAUAUCUGUGGAUCCUACUUCCAAUGUGUAAUAAACCUACAAAUGCCCGCUUAUAUGUUUGGAUCUCCUCUGCUGGAUUGGGAGUGUUGGUGCUUUUGAUUCAGCCGUCGCCAAGAAGAGCCUCUCUCUUGAGUUCCAAGAAACUCUGUAAAUAAUUGGUGGCCUGAUGUUAGAAGUGCCAACUUUGGGGAGAGGAAAACAUGCCACAAAUGGACACAUCUAAAGUUAGGGUUUGUUUACAAUGGAUGUGUUACAUCUGUUUGCUUUUACCAAGAUCAACUGCCCUUUUGGACUUGUCUUCUGAAAAAAAAAGAUGACAUUUUUUCAUACGUCAAUGAUUUUGGACACUUGCUGAAAACAGAAUUUCAAAAGUUGGCACACUGCAGGAGGAAUGGGCAAUAGCUGUGUCCAAUGUUUGCCUCUUUAAAAUUGACAGUCUUUGAAUCUGGGUUGCUCAAAAUUUUUCAUCGGGCAAGAUUUAAGGGGAGAGAUGUUGAAUGUGAAAUGCAAAUAAUAAGGCCUCCUUCAGUUGUUCUUAGAUGGCCAACGUGUACUUUUUCCUGAACUGAAACUGAAUGGACUUGUCACUCUUAAACCUAAAAUGUGCAAAAAUUACCUGUCCUCCCGUGUAUCUGUCGUGGACUGCCUCUUAAAGAGCAGUGACUCAUUCAGAGAUGCAGUGGGUAGCCUCCUCUGACUGCAAAUAGUUCUGUCGUGUCUCUAUACUGAGAGUGACUUCACAAUCUAAACACAUCCUAUCUGAUGAGGCAACAGAAUUUCCAAUAUGGAAAUGCUUGGCCUACAUUGUGGUUUUGGAUGAAAAGGAGAUCUGCGUAACAAAACUAAUGACCAGCGACCUUGUUCUGUUUUGCCCAUUUGGACUGGCAUGAGAAAUUUACAACCUCUGACUCUUUUGAGGGCCUAGCUACAUUGCUGGCAACUUUGUCUGACUGAUGGAUUUUCAUGUAGUGGGGGACAACUUGAAGGGGAGCAAAACUUCUACAAAAAAUGUUAGGGUAUCUUAAAGGGAAAUCAGAAUAGGUGCAAGACUAUAUUUUCACGUCCAAAACACCUCUGGGCCUGUGUUUCUCAAAUAGCUUCUGGAGCUUUUAGCAAGCCUCUUUUAUAAUCUGAGGGAGGAGGAAUUUACAAGUAAUGAAGAGAAAAAUACCUCUCUGCUCAAAUUGUAUUUGGCUUGUUAAUUAUGAGCUUCCUCUGCAAACAAUUAAAUCUUUUAUUAUUGUUGUA
Messenger RNA from Heteronotia binoei (common prickly gecko), 5014 nucleotides. Its product is annotated as branched-chain-amino-acid aminotransferase, cytosolic-like. Gene Ontology annotation, cellular component: mitochondrion. The record is from RefSeq and is a predicted model, not a curated record. The coding region runs from base 91 to 1284 and encodes 397 amino acids. Gene Ontology annotation, molecular function: branched-chain-amino-acid:2-oxoglutarate transaminase activity. The transcript has 11 exons. Gene Ontology annotation, biological process: L-valine biosynthetic process; L-leucine biosynthetic process. Lineage: Eukaryota; Metazoa; Chordata; Lepidosauria; Squamata; Gekkonidae.